Molecule: messenger RNA, 1343 nt
Organism: Archocentrus centrarchus (flier cichlid)
Lineage: Eukaryota; Metazoa; Chordata; Actinopteri; Cichliformes; Cichlidae
Gene: pla2g12a
Product: phospholipase A2, group XIIA
Exons: 4
Coding region: 167-748 (193 amino acids)
Biological process (GO): phospholipid metabolic process; arachidonate secretion; lipid catabolic process
Cellular component (GO): extracellular region
Molecular function (GO): calcium ion binding; A2-type glycerophospholipase activity
Source: RefSeq, a predicted model, not a curated record
ACGACAUCACAGCUGGUGCCACCUAAGUGAGUUUGGAGUGAAAUGAAAACAAGCAGGCGUGAAAGUUAAAAUGGCAUCAAGAAAAAGCUUUUAGGAAUAAAUAGGUUAAGGAAAAAAACCAAUGUGCACGGAGACGCUGCUUUCUGGCUCUGACGAUAAAUAGACCAUGAAGUACCACAGCUACAUAUGUGUCUUUCUGCUGGGUUUCCACUCUUGUGGAUGUUUUUCACGAGUAUCUGCUACAAACCAAGAGCCAAAGACUCCAGACUGGAGAAUGACUCUAAAAACUAUUCGCAACGGGAUCCACAAGAUUGACACCUACUUGAAUGCAGCGCUGGACUUGUUUGGUGGCGAUGACGGCUUGUGUCACUACAGAUGUAGCGAUGGGUACAAGCCGGUGCCUCGUCCUGGGUACAAAAAUCCACCACCCAAUGGAUGUGGCUCCCCCCUGUUCGGAAUUCAGUUUGAUGUAGGUAUCCCAUCCAUGACCAAAUGUUGUAACCAACAUGACCGCUGCUAUGACACCUGUGGCCGAGAGAAACACGACUGCGACGAGGAGUUCCAGGUCUGUCUGGAGAAAAUCUGCAGGAAUGUGCAGAGGACUCUGGGAUUGGCCCAGACUGUCCAAGCAUGUGAGUCAACUGUGACUCUGCUUUUUGAUGCCGUUAUGCACUUGGGAUGUAAGCCGUACCUGGACAGCCAACGAGCAUCAUGUGUGUGUCAGUAUGAAGUGAAGAAUGAGCUGUGACACCGCGACAGGAACGAGACUGUCGGGCUGACUCGUUCAGAAGCACAACACUAACGGAAGGAUGCUAGAAAUAAACUUUGUCUUUCUUAGAUGUUCUCAGGGAUAGAUCUUCUUGGUUUGCACUAAUCUGUGUCUGUUGCCUCCUUUUUAGUGGAGAGUGGACAAUUAAUAUCUUUCCUAUGAAAUGAUUAUUUAUAUAUUUUUAGUGAUGUUUAAUGUGAUUACUCCCUGAUGGACAGAAACACGAUGUUCAGGGUUUCUGUGGUUUGCCUCUAAACCAACAGUUUGUUUUAUAUUUCUGUAAAGUCUUUAGAACUUCCUCAGAAGUUUACAUUAAAAAAAGACUGUAUGUUCAGUGUGAACACUUCUGAUUGUUCUAUUUUAAUUCAACUGGCAAAAACUGUUUGUUUUUCCCCCUGAAAUUAAUGCACAGUUCAGCUUAUUCUGCACAAUAUACAUUAUAGGAACAUGUGAUAAGUCAGCAAUGUUUGUUUCUAUUGUAUCUGAAGUGCUGAUGGCUGCAGAUGUGACUUGUAGAAACAUCUGUUAAAUUUUCAAUAAAAAUAGCCGUGUUACGUUUUUAUCCAUUUUUCAU